Messenger RNA from Biomphalaria glabrata, 1291 nucleotides. RefSeq lists its product as uncharacterized. The record is from RefSeq and is a predicted model, not a curated record. Gene Ontology annotation, molecular function: carbohydrate binding. The transcript has 4 exons. Gene Ontology annotation, biological process: cell adhesion. The coding region runs from base 222 to 1124 and encodes 300 amino acids. NCBI's taxonomy places the organism in Eukaryota, Metazoa, Mollusca, Gastropoda, Planorbidae.
CUAAGCAGAAGUGUAAAUAUCUGCCACACUAAUAGACUUCUACACAUCAGUAGCUAUUUCAUUCGUGUGUGAUAUGUUAGCAUGUACAUAAUACUGUAAAUUUUAUUUACAUGUUUAGAAAAGAGGAAUUUUAUUAUUGACAUAUAAACUAAAUUCUCGUCUAAGGAUAAAGUCUGACAUGAACAUAAAUUAAGGUUAAUUCAUUCAAUUUUUGUGUAGAAAUGAGAAGCACAUCGCAAUUAGCGUUCUUAAAAUUUAGUUUUAUAAUAGCUAUCAGCUUGGGAGCUAGAAUCUCAUUUGUUGCCAACUCUGAGGACGUGAAAGAGCUGAUCAGACCUCUAGAACUGACUUGUUCAUUCCAGGAACUUAACGGGACCAUUCCUAACUUGAUUUACAUUUUAAAAGAUGGGAGUACUGUUAUUGCCAAAAUUUCACAAGAAAUCAAAAAAGGCAAAAAUCUCAACUCCACGAGUAACGUUGUGAUAGAAAGCAACAUCUUUCCACCAAAAACUCCUUUUCUAAAAAUAACCUGGAAGAGACCCACGGGAGAUAACUCGGGCCAAUACGUCUGCUUCAUCCACGCACGGAACGCAAUGGGCAUCGACUCUUUAUACCAGUCUCCGCUAAACGUGACAGUCAAGAAUGCCACGUUCCAAGACUUGCUAGAGUUCUCUUUAAAACAAGCAGCCUUGCUCGAGGAGAAAGGUUCUCUUAUCGCUAGUCUUGACUCCAGACUGAAGCGGCAGAAUCGCCAGAUGGUCAAGUUAGGAAACGAGAUGACCGCCGCUAAAGCUGAAAUAAACAAACUUCGACCUAAUGUGCAAGAAGGGGCCGUCCAGUGUCCUAAUUCCAACACUUUUAAGCACACUCCGAGUCCUGAUGACGAAAAACAUUGUUUACCGACUCGCCAAAGCUCACACUACGUCCGUUUCAGUAAGCCUUAUGAGCGUACACCAUCCAUCAAGCUUUCUCUUGUCUCCAUGGGGCUCAGUAAAGACUUCCACACGAGGUUUUACUAUUUCAAAAGAAACGUCAGCACUGAAGGGUUUGAGAUUGUAUGCCACACUUGGUGUGACACUUACAUUGAUUUCAUGACCGUUAGUUGGAUAGCGAUAAACAAUUAGAAUCUUUUGACUAGUUUUCAUUCAAUAAGUAACAAUUCAUCAAUAAGUAACAAUUCAUCAAUAAGUAACAAUUCAUCAAUAAGUAACAAUUCAUCAAUAAGUAACAAUUCAUCAAUAAGUAACAAUUCAUCAAUAAACAACAAUUCAUCAAUAAGUAACAAUUCAUC